Linum tenue is the source of this 285-nucleotide messenger RNA. Lineage: Eukaryota; Viridiplantae; Streptophyta; Magnoliopsida; Malpighiales; Linaceae. The record is from the annotation of a GenBank genome assembly.
AUGAUGAUGGAGAAGAGCAAAUCAUUUUCAGGUGGUUACUCGGAGAUGAGCAGGGCGGAAUUCGAGGACAAGUCGAAAUCCGACAGCUUCAAUGGCCCCACUAAUGCUGCUCUUGGUACGAGCGACAAGGCCGGUGAUUUCGCGGAUGAGAAUCCGGAGACGGAGAGGAGGAAGAGGGUAGCUCAGUACAACAUCUACUCCACGGAAGGUAAGCUCAAAUCUUCUCUCAGAAACAGCUUCAAGUGGAUCAAGAGCAAGUUUGUUGAUGACUACUUCCAGGAUUGA